AUGGGCCUUGCCGUUCGGCAAGGUACUCUUGUAACCCUAGGGCCUAGGGUUUGGGAGGGAAGGCAUCAUACUUGGAGAUUUUUUGAGAAAGAUUGUCAGAAAGUGAGAAGGAGAGAAAGAUUUCUGAUGUCUGAGAGUGAAGAGGCCAGUGAGUAUGUUUGUUCUGAAGAGGAGAGUUCCCAGACAGAUAGUUUUGUAGAAGGGCUUAUAGAAGCUAGGAUGGGAGUGCAUGAGGGUGAGAUGGCUGGGCCAUCAGUAGAGUCUGGGUCAGAGGCAUAUAGGAAGAUGCAGAAGAAGUAUAAAGUGUUAGAAGCCAUGUUGAUCGGGUUCUAG
This is a messenger RNA of Prunus armeniaca (apricot), 333 nucleotides long. The record is from the annotation of a GenBank genome assembly. NCBI's taxonomy places the organism in Eukaryota, Viridiplantae, Streptophyta, Magnoliopsida, Rosales, Rosaceae.